AUGACCGAAUCCCAUACAUCCCAGCCAUGGGACCUGACUUGUGCCAUCGAGCUUCACAAUCUCCUUUCUACUUCGACUUUAAACAGCGAUUUACCAUAUUCUUACUAUUUUCUACCUGAAGACGAGCCCUCAUUAGUAGACAGAAGUGCACGUACCUUGGGUGAUUUCACUCCAAUAUGGAAUCACUUGGGUGUCGAUGCUCCGACAACUUGUCAAGAUCCUGAUGCUGAACCCAAUGAGUCAGCACCAUCUUCUUAUACUUCUGAAGGGCUCUUUUCUGAUCUUAAUAGUCUGCCAUCUUCUGCGACGGAUGAUUCAGAUAUUCCGGAUAUCUACCAAGACUAUGUUACGAAAACAAGAACGGUACGAUGGAAAGAUAAGGUUAAAGGUACGAAAUUUCCGAAACUACAACAGCGGGGGACACGAGCAAAGUCCAGGGAAGAUUUGAUAUCUUUCCCGGAAGAGACGUCGAUAAGGCAAAUCUCUCAAACGAAAACAGAUGUUAGAUCUCCCUUUCCUGCCGAUUGUCUUUUCAAUAUCCAAUCACCGAGAGUACACAAACAGACACGCAGGCAGGUAUUGUCUGAUCUAUGGACGGAUGAGAAUGAGAGCAGCGGACUUGAAUCAGAGGUUGAAACACCUUUGCGGACGAAAUCUGCAAAACACUUCAGCAAUGGUCCUGUUAUCUUUGAUACCCCCGAAAAUAAGAAUACGGUCAUCAAAAAGGGCGUCAUAUAUCCUCUUCACGAUUUGACUCGCGAAGAAAAGUGGAUCAGGAUAGUUAAAAAGCUAUCAUAUCAAUUGAGGCUCGACGAAGCAGUCAGGUCUUCAAAUAAGGAAGACAUACAUGUAUUUGUUGAUUUCAGCAACAUUAUAAUUGGAUUCCAGAACGUUUUAAAAAGUGCACGGCGAUUUCCUGAGAGUGAAAGGAUGGUUGAAAGUCCACCUUUCUCAUACUGUUCACUAGCAUCAAUUCUGGAGAGAAAUCGGCCUGUUGCUAAACGAAUCUUGGUUGGAUCCAGAUCAAGUGACAGAGACUCAGCACCUCAUUUUAACGAGGCUGAGACGUGUGGCUACGAAACCAAUAUUCUUAAGAGGGUGUAUAAAGCAAGGGAGCACACAAUCGAAAAAGCGCGAGGGGGACAAGGAAAUGGAUACCUUACUGGACAAUCGAGUAAACCUGAAACUCCCAUCUCAUCACAAUCCACGAAAUCUGGAUUUGUCGAGCAGGGCGUAGAUGAAAUAUUACAUAUGAAAAUGCUCGAAACUUUGGCCGAUUACCCGAUACCGUCAACCAUUGUCUUGGCAACAGGAGAUGGGGCCGAGGCCGAAUACUCGGGAGGAUUUUUCAAGAAUGUGGAGAGGGCGCUUCUGAAAGGAUGGAACGUUGAAUUGGUGGCUUGGAGCAGUGGUUUGAACCAUGAAUAUAAAAAACGGUCGUUCCAAAAUCGAUGGGGAAAGCAAUUUCGGCUUAUUAUGUUGGAUGAUUUCAGCGAGGAGUUACUGGCGAUUUACAAGAAGGUCGAACCACCACUGGCGAACGAGUAA
Botrytis sinoallii is the source of this 1548-nucleotide messenger RNA. RefSeq lists its product as uncharacterized. Gene Ontology annotation, cellular component: nucleus. The transcript has a single exon. Bases 1 to 1548 code for a protein of 515 amino acids. The record is from RefSeq and is a predicted model, not a curated record. NCBI's taxonomy places the organism in Eukaryota, Fungi, Ascomycota, Leotiomycetes, Helotiales, Sclerotiniaceae. Gene Ontology annotation, biological process: protein import into nucleus. Gene Ontology annotation, molecular function: guanyl-nucleotide exchange factor activity; small GTPase binding.